AUGGAAAAGAGGCCCAAUAUGAUGGGCAAGUGUCGUGAUAAACUUUUAAAUUUUAACUUUACGGAAUUUUCUCAUGACAGAGCAACGGACACAAGUAGAAUCGCUUUGUAUGAAGUGCGGCGAAAAUGUACUUUGAUGGCCGUGGGCCUCACCCAGCUUCUUCCCUGCAAUAUUCCGCAUUUUAAGCAGGUGAUAAUCGCCUCAUUUGAGUGCACGCAUUGCGGAGAAACAAACAAUGAAAUCCUAUCAGCACGUGCCAUUGGUGAUUACGGAAUCGAGUGGACCCUAAAGGUAUCCACAACCAAGGAUCUUUCAAGGCAAGUCGUUCGAACCGAGUAUGCAUCCAUCUCGAUUCCAGAGCUGGAACUUGAGGUCCCAUCUUCGGCCUUUUCAAAUGCAAAGGGAUUGCUUACAACCGUUGAGGGCCUUUUGGGUCGAUUCAUUGAUGAUCUUUCUUUGAAUCAAGAGGAGAGGAAGAAUGGGUCCGAUCCAGAAGCCGCCAUUGCCAUAGAAAAUAUCAUCGCCGAAUUAGAGAAAAUGAAGUGUGGAGAGCGCUGCUUUUCUCUGGUGUUGGAUGAUCCUGCUGGGAAUUCCUAUAUCGAAUUUCUUUCCGCAUCGACCAUUUUUGACGAUGGUGCCUUUACCCUGGACACUCCAGAAGCAUUGGAUCCAUCUCUAUUGAUACGAAGAUAUGUCAGAAGUUCUGAGCAGAAUGUUUUUCUUGGAUUCAAUCCUGAGCCUUCACUUGCCGAUGAAUCUACGACAAAUUCACACGAAAGCGCGGAAAAUGACGAUCCGCCCUCAGAAAUAGAUUCUGUCUUUGAAUUCAUGGGAACAUGUCCCUCUUGCCUGGCGUAUUGUCCGACACGCAUGCACCCAAUUGAUAUCCCCUACUUUAAGGAGGUCAUAAUUAUGGCCACAACAUGUCCCGUUUGCAACUUCAAAUCUUCAGAAAUAAAGACCGGAGGUGCCAUCUCCCCGCUUGGCCGUCGUAUCACCUUUAGCCUGCAAUGUCCAGAAGACCUUUCCAGGGAUAUUCUUAAAUCGGAGACAUGUUCUAUAUUUAUUCCAGAGAUAGAUUUAGAGCUUGCACCGGGCACGCUGGGAGGAAGGUUCACCACCAUUGAAGGUCUUCUCGUGCAAAUCAAAGAGGAGAUGGAGGAGCGAAUCCCAUUUGCCUUGGGCGACUCUGCCACUCCCAAGCAGACCGUUCGAUUUCAAUCUCUUGUACAGGCACUCUCUGCCGUCCUCAAUGAAACCAAGCCAGUAACAAUUGUCAUUGACGAUCCACUUGCAAACUCGUAUCUUCAAAGCUUUUUUGCGCCAGAUCCAGACCCGCAGAUCCAGGUGGAGGAUUACGAGCGGACAGAGGAGCAGCAGGACUCCCUGGGACUGACCCACCUUUCGGUCUAA
This is a messenger RNA of Mitosporidium daphniae, 1413 nucleotides long. RefSeq lists its product as uncharacterized. The coding region runs from base 1 to 1413 and encodes 470 amino acids. Gene Ontology annotation, cellular component: nucleus; cytoplasm. The record is from RefSeq and is a predicted model, not a curated record. NCBI's taxonomy places the organism in Eukaryota, Fungi, Microsporidia. The transcript has 5 exons. Gene Ontology annotation, molecular function: zinc ion binding.